GGGGAUCGCCAAAGAAUAUAUCACAAACAAUAUUGUCAUGAACAUGUUCACCUUUUUCAACGUUCCGGUUGAGGAAGCUGCUGGAGCAAAUGCGAUCGCUAGCAUGCCUUCCUCGGAAAAUAUUGGUACAAUUACAACCACAUUUACGGGUUUCAUCAAAGGUGGACUACGAUCUAGAAGUGCCUUUAGAGGGAUAAGGAACAAUGUGCAUGAGAAGCCAAAAAUCACUGAGAAAGAGAAGAUCAAGAAGGGUGCGAGUAUUGGCGUAUGUGGUGGUAAGGAAGUCACAAGGCGAUCUCGAUCCACAACAUACCAUUUUCCAGAAAAGUUGAAACAGGAGAUGCCACAAAAAUCGAUCAAAAUAUACAUUAGGGAGAAGUUUUGGUUACAGAGUCGAAGAAUCAUGGAUGGGGAUGGUUUGCCGAUGACUGCGGCAGUGGCGAAAAAAGGCGUGGGUGCGACACAAUCCAAGAGUGGGGUGAAUAAUAACCCGAUGAUCGAUGUGGACGCGAUGAAUGCGCAAUUUAAGAUCAAGAGAGAAGCAAUUGGCAGUCAGAAAAGGAAGAUGAGGGCCAUAAAUCUCGACGAACCUACCGGAUUGGAAACUUGCAAGAAAAAGCCAAAGGGUGAGGUGAUAGUGCUAGGAUAAACCAUCCACUGAGCCACAAACAACUUUGCGAUUACCAUGCUGGUGUGUCACCUAAUCACUCAGACGACUUCGUUUACGAGAGGUGAACUGUGCCGUUGGAGCGUAUUUAUGAGUUACUAGGAGUAUAUCCAGCAACAAGGGCACUAGCUGGGUGUUCCGUGCUGUCUCACUAUAUAGGGGAAAGCGAGCUCCGCUGUUAAUGGUCAUCACGCACCGAGUUUAU
This is a messenger RNA of Sphaeroforma arctica JP610, 872 nucleotides long. RefSeq lists its product as hypothetical. The record is from RefSeq and is a predicted model, not a curated record. The transcript is spliced from 2 exons. Bases 38 to 649 code for a protein of 203 amino acids. Lineage: Eukaryota; Ichthyosporea; Ichthyophonida.